AUGCUUGGAGGAAGAGGAUACUACUCAUGGAGAAGCACGUACAACGGCUCCUGGUUCAUUCAGUCCCUGUGUGACAUGAUGGAGAAGCACAGGGACCUGGAGCUGAUGCAGAUCAUGACCAGAGUGAACCGGAGUGUGGCCUAUCACUUCGAGUCCUCCUCAAAUCUUCCCGGAUUCAGCGGCAAGAAGCAAAUCCCCUGCAUCGUCUCCAUGUUGACCAAAGAGUUCUACUUUCCCAAAUAG
Knipowitschia caucasica is the source of this 243-nucleotide messenger RNA. Lineage: Eukaryota; Metazoa; Chordata; Actinopteri; Gobiiformes; Gobiidae. The record is from the annotation of a GenBank genome assembly.